GCGUUUUGCGGCUUCCAGAUGACCAGAUCAUUCUUGCCUGAGAGCACGAGGAGGAAGGUGUAUCGUAAUUUCAAGAAGUUAGAGGAGCAUAUAUAAUUUACUAUUCGGUGGGACUUGCUUAAAAUUACUCCCUUUAAAUUUCUGGAUUGUCUAGCAAUAUACAUAUACGAUGUAUAUUAUAUAUAUGUAUAUAUAUAUUGCGUACAGAUUUAUCGAUACCGACCGGCAUUAUGAACGUCGCAGAUAAUCAGGACAACAGAAUGUUAGGGCCAUGGUAUAUUCUUACACCAGUUAGGUUGUUAGGGCAACAAGCGCAAUCACCAGCACCAAGCCCAGCUCAACCUCAAUCGGGUGCGCCGACCGGAGGGCAACCAGGUCCGCAGCAAGCCACGCAAGGACAAAUGCCUGGUACCGGUGCUCCAACGGAUGCGAAAUCAACGCCCGAUUCACAAAAAUGUGAACUUAUACGGCAACUAUUAGUGUUACUUUUGCAUGCGCAAAAAUGCCAACGACGCAAGAGUCAAGCGAACGGUGAGAUAAGACGGUGCACCUUGCCGGACUGCAAAACCAUGAAAAACGUUUUAAAUCACCUGAUAAAUUGUCAAGCCGGAAAGAAAUGUAUUGUGCCACACUGUAGCAUGUCUCGACAGAUCAUCAGUCAUUGGAAUCACUGUAAUCGAAUUGACUGCCCAGUCUGCUGGCCGAUAAAACGAGCAAACAGGAAUGUUGCGCAAGCACCUGCAAUUCAACUAAAUAAUCAGCCAAAUACAAGUCCAUUCGAAAUGAGAUGGCCUUAUGAAGCUUAUAAAGCUUUAGGGAUUCAAUGUCCAACAACAACACCGGGGAUCUUGCCCGGUCAAGACGUUGAUAGAGGCGUUAGAAUGCCAGCUCCCAGCAUGACAGGUCCAGGAGCACUGGGCAACGUUAGAUUAGCGCAACCUCAAACACAGACUGCACCGGGACAAUCCGUAGUCAGUGCUGGACAACAAGUAGUCACUCUGAACGUAUCUCUUCCUUUAAAUUCCGAUCCUAGUACGGUCGGGGCAGUCAGUGCUGAACAACAAGUAGUCACUCUGAACGUAUCUCUUCCUUUAAAUUCCGAUUCUAGUACGGUCGGGGUAGCCGACAAUCAGACGGUACCGACGACCGGACCCACAUCCACCGCAGCGGUCGCUGCCAAUAUACAGCAGUCUGUUAAUAUGCAAACGUUCGGACUGAACGAGUCCGGGCAACCCGGCGUGAUAAGCGGGGAAAAUAGAUUAGCAGAUCUGCAGCUUCCAAGCGGUCUUCAAGCGGGUCAAGUUACGGCGUCGCCAGUGCAAGGAACAAAAGAGUGGCAUUUGUCCGCCACUCCAGAUUUCAGGAACCAUCUCGUUCUUAAAUUGGUUCAAGCAAUAUUCCCGACUCCCGAUCCGCAAGCCAUGCUCGAUGAGAGAAUGCACAACUUCUUGGUCGCAUACGCGAGGAAGAUGGAAGAUGACAUGUAUGAAAAGGCCAACUCUCGGUCAGAAUAUUACCAUCUGCUAGCCGAAAAAAUUUACAAGAUUCAAAAGGCACGAGGUAAAUAGUACAAUUUCGACAGCACCCGGAUAUUUCUUUAAAGUCUACAUUCAUGGAACGUUCUUCAAAAUCGUUUUAAAUAAUGUCAUAAAUAGAUUAAUAUGAUUCUGUGUUUUAUGACAUCUUGAGACUACUUAAGACAUUUUUCAGUAUAAGAACGAACUAUGAAUAUAUUUUUCAGUCAAUUUUUUGUUGUUAUUAACACUGUGUGCUUUCCAGCAAGAGACACAAAUGACAAAGUGAAUUGUUACAUUCUUGUUGCUCGCCAAUGUUAAACAAAGACGAAAUGAUUCACUGUAUUACAGUGUCAUCUCUUGCUGGAAAGCAUCUAUUACAUUCUUUCUAAUGGCUUGAAUAUACUCGAUUGUGUAUAUGUUCAUAUGAUAUAAGAAUUUGAUAACCGAAAUCGUUUCCGAAAAGAAAUCGCUCCGCUCUUGGCCUUUACGAAUUCAAUUUAAUUAACAGUUUAAUUUCCUUUAAUAUUUUAACUAACAGAACUUGCCGUCUUGUUAGUUGCACUAAAACGAACCAAUAAUGUAAUAAUAAAAUACCGAUUUCGAGAUAGCGGAAUUCCAAUCGUGUAAAGUGUAUCAGAUGCAGAUUUUGUGAAAGAAAUAAAAAUAUAAUUACAAAAUAAAA
Molecule: messenger RNA, 2199 nt
Organism: Wasmannia auropunctata (little fire ant)
Lineage: Eukaryota; Metazoa; Arthropoda; Insecta; Hymenoptera; Formicidae
Product: histone acetyltransferase p300-like
Exons: 5
Coding region: 231-1568 (445 amino acids)
Biological process (GO): positive regulation of transcription by RNA polymerase II
Cellular component (GO): transcription regulator complex; histone acetyltransferase complex
Molecular function (GO): histone acetyltransferase activity; transcription coactivator activity; chromatin DNA binding
Source: RefSeq, a predicted model, not a curated record